This is a messenger RNA of Xyrauchen texanus (razorback sucker), 4367 nucleotides long. RefSeq names its product cell adhesion molecule 4-like. The record is from RefSeq and is a predicted model, not a curated record. Gene Ontology annotation, molecular function: vascular endothelial growth factor receptor 2 binding. Gene Ontology annotation, biological process: negative regulation of peptidyl-tyrosine phosphorylation; regulation of Rac protein signal transduction; regulation of wound healing. The coding region runs from base 1548 to 2807 and encodes 419 amino acids. Gene Ontology annotation, cellular component: cell-cell contact zone. Lineage: Eukaryota; Metazoa; Chordata; Actinopteri; Cypriniformes; Catostomidae. The transcript has 9 exons.
GGUUAUAUAAACAGCAAGCGGAUUAAUCGAUCAGUAGCAAGAGUUUAAGACUACAAAAGAGCAUUGUGUUGAAAAAAGGAAGAAAAGAAACAUUAAAGCACAAUUACAGAGAAAAGGACAACCACAACACUUUGUGACCAUACACAGAUGAACAGAUCGAAAGAGAGACAGAAACAGGAAAGGAAAGGAGAGAUGGACUAACUUUGACCCGACCUUGCUGGAACUAGAAACUUUGUGUGACUGUGAUUUGGGUAGAAUCGAUUUGGAAUCAGGUGGCCACUGUAGUGACCUGAGGCAAAGAUCUGGGGUUGUGCUCCCAUACACAUUCCCUUAUGUUCUGUAACAGUGGAUAUUUGAACUGUCAAUCAGUGUGAGUGCUUGUGUGACUGUGGAUCCUGGCUGUGUUCAGUAUCAGGGUUUGCUUAGAAGACUAGCAUGAUCUGCUGUUCUGAGCUUUAGGAGACCUGCACAGAGGCUCAGGCUCAUAGCUCUCUGAUCUUUAGGGAUCAGGCUUGACUUUGCUGAGCUGUUUAUGCACGUUUUGCUAAGGUUUCUCAGUAUAGUAUGUGCUGUGUGUGAUUGAUUUAAUGUUACAUUAGGUGUUUUAUUACUAUGUAGUAACAUAAUAAUAUGAAUGUAAUAAACAUAUUUAAGGUUUAUUACUAUGUAUUAACACAUUAAUAAGCAGAUCAUAAACAAAGUUUAGCACCUGCAAAUACAUAUGUUCUUGUGUUCAGCUCUUUAUGUGCCUUUCUAAAGUUUAUUGAAUGUUUUUAGAUUUUUCACUGUUUAAAAGCAGUUUAAUUCAUUUAAAAUCUGGUGAAAACAAUUGGCAGACAAGAUUGCACAUUGAUUUAUGGUUGUUUAGGUGAGCCAAACUAUGUUUGCAGUAUCACAUCGUUGUGCUGGCACCAAGGUGUGCAUAAUGACAAAGUGAAUCUCAGCAGGCUCCGAUUCAUCGCUGUACAGAAAAACAAACUGGGCUCAUAAUAAAAGACAAGCGACAGCAAGAUGUAAAACAACAAUUUCCAAAAAGCUUAUAUAACCAAAACAUUUUCUGGUAUUUAUUCUGUGAUGUGGUCUCAGAGAGUGUUCUUAGCUGGCAACAGUUUGGAAUAUGAUAACAACAGCUUUCUGAAUAUGAAGUGUAAUAUUAUCUAAAGUAAAUACGUCUGUAAAAAUUGAGCUCAGUCUUUGAGUGCUAAUAAGUGGUUUGCCUGUAUUAAUCAUAGAUUUGAAUGUGGAAAUUGCCAUGCAACGUGAAUGUUUUCUUACUCUUUAUACAUGGAGAUUUGAUCAUUUUAAUUAGCUGAGUUCAGUUGGUUAUUGCAUGUGAUAUUAGUUGCUUGAAUUCUCAAACGCUGUUGCUUAAGUGAUGUAGUUAACCCUGCGAUUAAAGAGCACUGGUGUUUAGUGUAGUAGUGUAGUAAUUUUGUUGUUCAGCUGUCGGGUGUGUGAGUGUGUGUGUGUGUGUGUGUGUAUGUGUUGAAUUGUGCAGUCAACAGCCACAGAGGCCUCAUUGAUCAGCUACUGAGCCUCAAUACACAAUGAGACCAGGCCAGCGAUCUCUCCUGCUCUCCUCCACUCCUUCCCUCCUGCUGCGCUCCCUCGUUUUGCUCUCCCUCUGCCCACGUGGGCAGGCGGUACAGGCUGAGAAUGUGACAGUGCUGGAGGGGGGGACAGCACAGAUCUCCUGUCGUCUCCAGAACUAUGAUGGUUCUAUUGUGGUCAUCCAGAACCCACGCAGACAAACACUAUUUUUCAAUGGAACGCGAGCACUGAAAGAUGACCGUUUUCAAAUGGUUCUUUUUACGCCGCGGCUGGUGCGGAUUACGCUGACUAACGUUAGUGUGUCUGAUGAGGGUGGCUACUUCUGCCAGCUCUACACUGAUGACACACACCACCAGGUGGCCACCCUGUCGGUGGUGGUGCCCCCGGAGGUGCCCAUUGUGGAGGUGAAGAAAGAGGCAGUGGAGGGUGGAGAAGUGGAACUCACAUGUGUGUCCCCACGGAGCAAGCCACCAGCAACACUACGUUGGGUUCGAGACCGUCGAGAGAUUCCUGGUGUGAUCUCUCAGCAGGAAAAUGGGAAGACUGUGAGUGUGUCCAACACUAUCCGUAUCCCCGUGGAGAGGAAAGAUAAUGGAGCGGCGAUGAGCUGUGAGGCAUCUCACCCAGUGCUCGUGGGGCAGAAACGAGUUCGUCACUACAGCCUGGAUGUUCACUUUGCUCCUACGGUGAAAAUUAUUCCCCCUCAGGGCAUCCUCCGAGAAGGAGACUCCCUCAGUCUCACUUGCUCUGUUACCGGCAACCCACUACCACGUGACAUCCAGUGGUCACGAGUGAACGAUACUCUUCCUGAGAGGGCGGAGAAAACGGCCAACAUUCUUCAUAUGUCUCGCCUCAGCCAAUCACACAACGGCACCUACCUCUGUCAGGCGCAUAAUAAUUACGGACGUGCAGCAGACCAUUACACACUGCUGGUGUAUGUGUCUCUCCCUCCCACCUCCCAUCCUGCCAUCACUUACCACAUCCUUCCACCCACCAGUAAUGCAGAUGAAUACAAAGAUCCCGGGGCAGUUGUGGAGACCCACAGUGCAGUUCCAUAUGCAGUUAUAGGGGGCAUCCUGGCUCUGCUGGUCUUCACUGUCAUCUGUGUGCUCAUCAUCACCAUCUGGUGCUCCGUCCGACAGAAAGGUUCAUAUUUGACUCAUGAGGCCAGUGGGUUGGAUGAACACGGUGAAGUGCAGGAGGCAUUCCUAAACGGUAAUGAUGCCAGCCAGGGCAAGAAAGAGUACUUACUGUAGUGCCGCCCUAGUGGAGCACUUCAGAAACACUGGACCGCAACAAAAUGCACACCACAACCACACACACUGCUCCCAAACAGACCUACACACCACCACAAUGACAACGAGAGGGAAGCAUCACAAUCGUGCCAUAUGAAGUUGGAGUGGGAAGGAGAGGACGGAGAACACAGUUGGGUGGAGAGAGACAGCAAGAGAAAGAGAGAAGGCAGAGGAUUAUUAUUAUUAUUAUUAUUAUUAUUGAAAGAGAUGUGAGGAACCACAAACACCAACUCUUGUCUCACACUCACACUUUCUGUUUUCAGUUGUGUGAGAUAGUGCCAGUUAGCUGUAAUUGUAGGGCCAGGAGAGAAAACUGGCCAUUCAAUAUGGGCCAAUCCAUAACUGGAUACAACGACAUCACUGCAGGAAGCCACAAGUGCUUAUGAGCUAUUGAAUGUCCCAACAUGAGCAAAUUGAAAUACCCAGCAUUGCCAAAUCAUCUAGGCUUCAGAGAAGAAUAUAAAUCCACCAAUCACAUCACUAAGAGCUUAGUGCCGCCCUCAUAAAUUAUUCAUACCGUGCUAUUGCUGUGUUUCACCCAGCGACUGAAUUAUCUGCUCAUGUUGGCCAAAAUCUUGUGCACAAUUGUCUACUUUCAACUUAGUGGUCCUGCUGAAGGAAGGUUCUUCUCUUUUGAUCCUCUCUCAGUGAUUCUCAGUUUCCUCCUCUCCAAUUGUCCUUCCUCUCCCUCUAUCGCUCCACUACUGUUUGUUAAUAAUUAAGGGAUUAGACUUGUUCUCAUUUAUGAAUGAAUUGGAGCGGAUGGCUUGCUCUGAAACUGUAAAACUGGGGGGUUAAUUAUUGAGAAGCAUCAUUGGAAAAGAAGAACUGCAAAUAGCUUGACUUGGGCGAGAAAAAAAACAAGAAGGGUGUUGGCAAAGAACAUGUAAGAAAUUUAGAUUUUAUGACUGCUAUGACACAAAAACACUUACACAUCGAAACAUAUCUCUGAAGUCAUUAUUUGUAUGGAAAAGUCUACAUAGUAAGCUAAAUUACUCUUAAGAAAUUGAUAAAAAAAAUAUUUACUUUUGCACGCAUUACAAAGCGAUGCUAUCAUACUAACAGAAAAUUAGCUUAGAGGUGCGAAAAUGAACAAACUACUGUUACAUUAUCUUUAAAAAAAUUUGAAAACUAAAAAAAAUUAAUCUUAAAGAGAUAUCUGAGGUCUUAAAUGUUUUUUAUUAAUUAUCAUUUGGACUAUUUUGAUCGUUGUUAUUGUUAUUGUUAUUGUUAUUAUUAUUAUUACUGUUAUUAUAAUUGUAAAUGCUAUAAAUUGUAUACUUCCCAUGCUUUAGUUUUACCUGUAGAAAAAGCUGUGUACCCACUUUUCUCUCUGCUCUUUCAUUCACUUCAGUCUUUCUUGAUCUUUCUAUCCUCUUUGUGUCCUUCUCCUUAUUUGUCCAUCUCCUAUUUGUCUUACACUUCCUGUUUAUUUUAUAGUCUUUGCGUCGCUGUUGAUAUAGCAAACUGUACAUCUUUAUAGGGGAAAGAUACCAAGCACGACAAAAUAAAAAAAUACUU